Messenger RNA from Naegleria fowleri, 1503 nucleotides. RefSeq lists its product as uncharacterized. The record is from RefSeq and is a predicted model, not a curated record. The coding region runs from base 1 to 1503 and encodes 500 amino acids. NCBI's taxonomy places the organism in Eukaryota, Heterolobosea, Eutetramitea, Acrasida, Naegleriidae. The transcript is spliced from 2 exons.
AUGCAAGAAUUGAAGGACAUUUAUGGGGAGAAUGUCGCACUCUUGCUGAGAUGCUUGGUUGGACCUUUGAAUUCGAUCAAUUUGAGAAAUGUUGCUCUCCAUGGAUUCAUUUCUCCUCGAGAAUUUCAAGAUUGUUAUUUGAGUUUAAUUUUACUAAUUAUUCCUUCUAUUGCAGAAAAAUCCUUGAAACAUGUGGAGAAUACGAUUGGAUUGAAUCAAGCCUCUCUGAAACGACCAAUCAUUGAUUUGAAACAUUGCAAACCUUUACAAAAUAUUUUCCAAGUGAACCAGAUACAGGAAGACAGUUUUAUUACCACCGCCUACCAAGUGGAUCGUGAAGAGCUUUUUCAAUUAUUGGAAAAUUCAUUAUUUGUAGUGGAUGAAUGGAUACCUCUUUGGAAAAAGGCAUUCAGGGAGUAUUUUGAAAAUCAGAAUUAUUACAAAACAAUUUCCAUCCUUUUUCCAUUAUUUGAACACUCGAUAAGACGAAUUUUCGUGUGUGUGAACAAGUGUGAAAAUAGAUUAUUAACUGCUGAAAAGAAUAGUUUGUAUACCACUCUCGAUAUUCUGUUUACCACAAAACCCAUCCCUUCCUAUGGAAUUGAGAGGAAUGCAAUUUUUGACAUUAUUGACAACAAAUUAUUGAAUCCAAUUUUCGAUUUACUGAUAUGGGUGGAAAGUCCACGAAUUCGAGAUUUGAUCUCACACGGAAAUAUUCAUAUCGAUACCAUUCCUCAUGCAUUGAUGGAUGAAAUUAUCAAACUCAUGCUCGCUCUUUUAGCAGCCUUCGAUCUAAGACAAUGUAAAGAUAACUAUUAUUCCACACAUCUUCCAGAAUUUAUUCAACGUGCUGUAAAUUAUUUUGAUCAUGUAUACGACUCUCCUUUUCAUUGCAAGAAUAUUUUGGAUCGUCAAUUGAGACGAACCUUUGAAUGUUUAGAACAAAUGGAAGAAAUUAAAUCAUUGAUUAAGGAUCAAGUGAUUCAUUCACCAUUAUUUGAACAAGUUCGACAGGAGAUGACUUGCAACGAUCCACAACAUGAACUCUUAUUGCAUUUGAUAGAAGUGAUGAAUAUUGAACUUGAUGCUCUUAUUACCUUUACACAAGAGUAUUACAAUCUUUCUCAUAUUGACGAAAAUGGUUGUAUGGGAUACAUGAGAAAACAAUACCUCAUUCCAACCACUCAUCCAGUCACUCUCUCCGAUAAAGAGGUGAAAAGAUCAAUCAAUUACGAAUAUGAUCACACCACAGACACACAAGAUACUUCCGUGUCGAGAGUUUUGGAACGUGUGGUGGGAGGAACGGCCACUGCAAUCAAAUCUGGGAAGGUCGUUCGUGGUGUAGAGCUUAUUUCAUGUCUUUUGGGCUCACAGGUGGAACAGUUGUUGCAACAUUCAUCCUCUUCCUCUAGUAUGGGUGGAUAUCGACUGACAGGAACUUCGAAAGGAGAAUUUGAACGGUAUCAAGUCGAUCUUCGAGAGUUGGUCAAAUUGGUGCAUUAA